This is a messenger RNA of Mesocestoides corti, 3582 nucleotides long. NCBI's taxonomy places the organism in Eukaryota, Metazoa, Platyhelminthes, Cestoda, Cyclophyllidea, Mesocestoididae. The record is from the annotation of a GenBank genome assembly.
AUGUGUGCAUCCUAUGUGAUUUCAGAGUUGGAGAAGUGUACGUCCCAGCAACAGGUCACGGAUCUUCAAAACUCGGCUGCACACUUUGUUUGUUGCCGAUGUAUUGAGACUUUCCUCAAGUCACCGUCUACUCAGCCCAUUUUGAUAUCAGAAGUUCAAAAAAUGUCUGAAUUUUUGAGAAAAUGGGUAAAGCUGUAUGCUUCUCUUCUCGGGGGGCAAGUUCAAUCAAGUAUUUUGAAGCGUAAAAUCGCCCAGACUGUGUGCUUGGCUGUCAUACGCUACUAUCCAACCAGUUGGUCAUCUCUUUUCGAUGAGAUGUUAGGAUUAUUCUCUGAACUUGAUGUACAACAAUCAAAUUCCCCAUUUACUAAGUCUUGCCCCACCCUCUUGACGUUGCUGGACGUCUUCCUUGAAGUUCUGCAAGAACUGGACUCGUUUAUUUUUAGUCGGCAAGUGCAACUUACUCCAGAAGAACUAACAAAGGCAACAUUAAUUAAAGAUACAAUGAGGGUCACAUGUUUGCCAUCAAUAAUUCAGAUGCUUAUUCAAGUUUUGAAAGGUCUACAAGUAAAUCAAGCUAGAGAAUUCGAGCUUAUAUGCUUUUCAUUGCAAGUCAUUGGACUAUACGCACUGUGGAUUGACAUCAAGUUAGUAGUUAAUGAAGAAUUCGUCAACAUCCUGCGUACGCUCGUUCAAUGCACAGAGCCUAAACUUCACCAAAGUCUAUGUCUUCUUCUGAAGGGUCUUGUUACCAAAGGAAUGGCAUCGUUUCCCGACAAACUUUCUCUUAUCCUCUCGUUGUGGCCUGAACUUUUGCAGCCACUACUUAACUCUCCUUGCAUCGCGAAAGUGCUAGCAUUUAAUUCUCCUUCCCAAAAUCCAGUAAAUGGAAUCGCUGAAGAGGAUGCGGAUGAUGUUGUAGGCUUACUGCAAGAAUUCUCUUCGCUUUUCGGAAGUGUGGGAUAUAAUCUCACGGAGGCGUAUCGUGCCUUGGUUUUGUCCAACGCCCCAAUCCCCUCAAACACAAUAGAUACCAGUGUCUUCUCCCAGCCCACUUCAAACUGGCAGGCUGCUGUCGACCAGUGCUUAGACAAAUUGGAGGCUGUCGCAGACAUCGCCAUCAGUUUGCUCGCCUACUCUGACAGUGAUGUUAGCCAAGGUGUAGUCAUGUUCAUCGGCGAUUACCUUGGUCUCUUGAAGAACAAUCAAUUGGAUACAUUUCCCGCGAAACCACAAGCGAAGGCGGCCACUCUCUCGAAUGGCGCGGGGGGGUUGUCUCAGGAGAAGAGCAAGGUGCUUCUCGACUUGACCUCCGAUCGAUUGUAUCGACUUCAGCGCCUUCUCGGGAUCUUGAUGGAGAAAAUAAAGUACCCCAACGACGCGGGAGCCGAAGACUUGGAGGAGUUUGAAGAGGACCGUCACGAGUAUCUCACGAUUGUGCGCAGCAUAGCUCGAAUCGAUGGAGGUCUUGUACUUGAUGCUAUCCAAAGCUUUCUUCAGCACAUCCUUCUCCAAUUACCCACUUCAAUGGGUGCCAAAGAUGCGGGCAGUGAAGCCUUAUCACGGCUGGAGGCCUGUCUCUUCCUCUUCUUCUCAAUCGGAGAAUUUUAUAAGGCUCCAAGGAAUGAUCAUUUCGCUCAGGGCUACGUGUAUAGUGCCAAAAUGAACGAACUAAUGACUAACAUCUGUUGCAGUAACGUCUCCUCCAUUGAAUUUUUCCCCGUGCAGUUAGAUUUCUUUGAAAUAAUCGGCCGCUACGACAAAUUCUUCAACUCCUCCUCCAAACUUCUCUACGAAGUCCUGGCUGCCUUCUUAGACGCGCGUGGUUUGCGGAAUCCCAAUGUGAAGGUUCGGUGUCGAUGCGCCUACCUUUUCAGUCGAUUCGUCAAGUCUCAUAAGUCGAUGCUUGCGCCACACGCAGAACAAAUCUUGCAGCAGCUCGAAGGCCUUCUUCCCCUCGACCCCACACCUCAAACACCGGAGUCUAAAGGCAUCAACGGGUUCGCAAAGCCACCGUCGGUUCCCACUGCUACCGGAGGUGGUUUGUUCUCCAUAACUGAGCAGAGCUUUCUCUACGAGUCUUCAGCCAACCUCAUUCUUGCACGACAAACCAAUACCGAAGGUGGCCACGAAACAGCCCAAUUGUUCGCCAUGCUCCUGAGACCCAUUCUACUCCAGUUUCCACAACUCGUCCGCCUCCUGGCCGGAGAAAAAGAUCCAGAGUUGGCAGAAGCACGCGGCAUUGUCGUGAAGCAAGCUGCCGACCUGAUAACUCGCACAACCCGCGUAAUGUCCGCUCAGACCCCACCACAAGCCGAACUUGUUCACAUCUUCAUGGAAAUCCUCAACGUGAUGGUCGGCAGUCUGGCGCUCCUUCCAACCGCUCCAGGCUCGCCAGGUCGAACGUCGGCUUGUGCGGGCAUUCGAGCCUUCCUCCACCGCCUCAUCGGCUCCAUCGGUCCAGAAUGCAACGUGGUCGUCAAAACCGGUGUUGGUGGUGGCGGAGGUGGAGGUAGUGGAGGUGACGGUGUUAGCCAGGAGGGUAGUACCGCCUCCAACUUGCUCCUCCUAGCGUUAUCGACAGUUGUGCCUCAGCUAAUCGAUGUCCACUCCGGUCCUUCCAUCCCUGCUGGUGAUCCCGACAUUAGGUGGAGGGAACUGCGGGAGCAUAUGCCUCUGUUCUCCCAAGUCGCUGCGCGAUAUAAGGAUCGCUCUGUGCCCUUCCUCACAGAGUGUCUACCGCCCCUGAUCGCAGCCACCCUGAACGCCCUGGCAGAGCCCCUGCACGAGUCCCAGUUGGUCGCUAUUGAAGAGCGAAAGUCCCUCCGACGAGGUCUGCUCCAAAUGCUUUAUGGCAUCGGCCAGGUCCUGCCUCAGGGCGUCCUCGUUGCUCUGGGUUCCGACGCGGCCAGCGUGCUCGCGUCGAUAGUGAGCCUAAUCGAGGCGUGUUUGGAGGCAGACGAUGCGGUAGGCAUGAAGGCGGGCUUCUCCUUCUUCGUCGGCUGCAUCACCAACUUCGGCGGCGACGAGGCCUUCUACAAGGAGUUCCUUCUGCCCCACCUCCUCCCCUUGGCAUUCCUUUGUCCCGCCAGACCCGCCUUCCGUCUCACCGACGCGCAAUUUUCACUGGCCCUCAACGAGGCCGCCAGCUGUGUCUUCGCCAUCAACUCCGCCAAGGGUGAAGUCUUUCAGCAAUACCUUCGUCAGAACUUCCUUCCCCAACAGAACCUCUCCACGCAAUACAUUGAGCUGUACAUGAACAGGCUGCUGACAAAACUUCUACUCUUCAUUCCACUGAAACUCGGUGUUCCUCCGGCCUUCCCCCACCCACUCCUCCUCUCCCCUCGUCCUGAUGCCGUCUAUUGCGCUCUGUCGUGUGACAGACGUCCCUCUCCCGUCGCCCUCCCAACAUUGUACAAAAAGAGCGCGUUACUGAUUAUUGGAGUUUUGAGAGAAGCGAACAACGUGGCCACUCAUCCUCCUACGUUCCCGUCCCAGCCUCCCCAACCCUUAUGCAUCGUUGUAUCCCUUCUACCAAAUGGCGUCUACUUUGAUACUCUGAAUGCUUAUUCUGCUGGAUAG